GGAACAGAUAAGGCCGUCUGUCCUCCUCGUUCUUUCCUCUUCGAAGCAGACUCCAUGGUUACUCCCAUGACCUCUACUCUCUAACUCUCUCUCUCUCUCUCUCUACCAUUUCCUCAUUUCCCACAAACCCUAAUUCCCAUGGGCUCCAAAAUUCUUCCACAGGCUCUGAUAACAAUUCCACGAAACCCUAAUCAAUACCCGUCAGUAAAGCUCGGGUUUUCAGCUGCCCUCUCUCGCCGCUCUUCCAAUUCCACCCGGGUUUCGCUCUCUAGGGUUUCAUCGAGCUCAAUUGGGUCCGUUUUCAGUCCCAUUGUUUCCGCGAUAUCGAAACGGAACUUCGUUGUGAGAGCAGACCCGAGCUCUGAAGGUGAAGUCGGAGGCACUGAUGAUGCCCAAGAGAAUGAAGCAACUGGGAGCGGAGAGGCCUCUGUGGCCAUGGUAGAAGCUGAAGCAGAAGCAGUGCUGGAGCCUGAAUCCGAAGAGCCGAAGCCGCUGAGAAAGUCUCGGGUUAAGCUCGGCGAUAUAAUGGGGAUAUUAAAUAAAAAGGCAGUUGAGGCGGCCGAGCAGGAAAGGCCAGUUCCCGACAUUAGAACUGGAGAUGUUGUGCAAAUUAAACUGGAAGUUCCUGAAAAUAAGAGAAGGUUGUCUAUCUAUAAAGGCAUUGUCAUUUCAAGACAAAAUGCUGGUAUUCACACAACUAUUCGCAUUCGGAGGAUUAUUGCUGGCAUAGGGGUUGAGAUUGUGUUCCCCCUAUACUCACCAAACAUUAAGGAGCUAAAGGUACUGAGUCACAGGAAGGUCAGGAGGGCGAGGUUGUACUAUUUGAGAGACAAGCUUCCAAGGCUCUCGACGUUCAAAUGAGAUAUAGUAUACGGCUCUUGUUUGGUUGUUUUCGGUUUCAGAGUAGUCUCAUGAAAACCGUCACGUUGUAAAAACUAUAUGUAUUUCCAUCCAGGAAUCCAUUGAAUGUGAUAUGUGUAUCAGUUCUCCCCAAUUUUUGUUGUAUCUAUAAAUAUAUGCUAGGUUAAUUUCCCCCUUUC
Messenger RNA from Pyrus x bretschneideri (Chinese white pear), 1040 nucleotides. RefSeq names its product 50S ribosomal protein L19-2, chloroplastic. The record is from RefSeq and is a predicted model, not a curated record. The transcript is spliced from 5 exons. Gene Ontology annotation, molecular function: structural constituent of ribosome. The coding region runs from base 139 to 861 and encodes 240 amino acids. Gene Ontology annotation, cellular component: ribosome. Gene Ontology annotation, biological process: translation. Lineage: Eukaryota; Viridiplantae; Streptophyta; Magnoliopsida; Rosales; Rosaceae.